GCCUGAGGCCAGGAAUUGUGGGAGUUGAAGUCCAAAACACCGGGAGGGCCGAAGUUUGCCUAUGCUUGGCCUAGAGACUGCUUAUCCCUGGCUGCUACUGAAGGUUUAAGACAGGCCUUACCAACCAGUCACAGGCCGAAACAAGGCCUUCUUCACCAUCACAGCAACUCCCGUCUUGGAGGCCUCACUGUUGUUGUGUUUUCCCUCAGCGGCCUGCGCCUGUUUUACACAAAGGAGGUUUCGCUCAGCUAGUGCUGGCUUUGAGGCCACUUCUUUUCAAACUGGCCUGCCUUACAAGUGUGUCGACAAUAGGCAAAGCUGGCUGUGUACUUUCUGGUGAAAGACAAUGAACUGGGUUGGAGGCUCCCGCAAAAGAAUCGUACUUAACAAGGAGAAAAGAAAGCAAAAGGAAUUCUUUGAAAAGGAAAAACUGAAAUCAAAGAUGAAACUUUUGGGAGUGUCUCCCCUUAAAAAGUCAGCUAUCAGCCUUGAUCUUCUCAAUCUGUAUGUUGUUAACCAAAUCUCUACUAGGAAGGAUAAUACUGACAAUAUCCGAAUGCCAGUUCAUGUGGAAAUUAACAGAGGAAUAAAACAUCCAUUGAGAAGACACAACGUAGAAUUACCCAAAUCACCAGAACGCAGACCAUCUAAAUCUUUCUCAGAUGACAUCCAGCUCAGGGUACAACAAGAAGUAUUAGAAAACAGACGGAAAUACCUGUUAGAGAAGGAGAACAUUAAGGCACAAAGCUUACAAGCAUCUCAGCUGGCAAACACUAAGUGUGAAGAUCCUUGGCUUUCUAAACCACCACACUGGCAAAACAAUUUUAACAAGCCAACUGUAGAGGGACAUGCUGGCCUGUAUUUCCAUCAGAUUAACAGUCCAGGAUGUAGUAGCAUGUUUGACAAGUCUCCCAAGUUCACUGCUGAUGCAGACUUCGGAAGCAAUCACAGAGAAGACCCAUUGGUUGGCAUUGUGAAUGACCCUAUGAAGAAUACCCAUGGAGAAAGUUCCCAUCCUAUCACAGCACUAUUUGAAGAGAAGAAUCAGCAGUUUUUGACUCUCCCUUCUUCACAGUCCUGCCAUUCUUUUGCUAAAAAGAACCCCAUUGAUCAGCUGUUUACAGAUUCAAUUGAUGCACAUCAAAUAUCCAAUUUGCAUAGUCUUUAUACAAGCGAGCAGACAGCAUGUUCUGUUCAAAGACAGUCUGCGGAAAGGGAUCUCAAAGGGAUUUUCACAGCUCCAGAGCAGAUUUUAUUUUCUAACAGUCAAAGUUUAAAUGCAGUCGACCAAGAGACUGCUAAGACUCAACUGAAAGAUUGCUAUCCCGAAGAAAGAAAUAGUGGAAUAUUUACAGAUCAACAAGAGAAUACCAGAGAUAUUGAAAAUACAGGAAGAUUUGAAAACCAAAUGAAAAAUAUGAAUGUAGCCGAAACAAUAGAAAACUAUUUUCAAAAAUGCAGGGAGGAUGGGCUGGCAGAAUCAAAUCUGAAUCAUUUGCAGAUCUUUGGCUUUGAAGAGAGAGAAAAAGCAUGCUGCAAUUAUUAUGAUGAGUAUUCAAAUCAAGGAGAAUCAAAGGGUUAUGAAUCUUCGCAAAGCAGCCUGUCACCUAGUUAUCCUCCAAAGCAAACAGAGAGAUAUAUGAGUACUACAUCCGAUGAGUCUGACAAGAAAGAACAGGACGAUAAAGCCUCGUGUUUUUUUGAGAACGCUUUUCCAAGAAGUCAUGGCAAUUCCCUUUCAGCUUCAGGAAAUCAGAGGGCACAGUGUUCCCACCAGUCAGUGGACAUGUAUUCUGUUUUCCUUGAAAGCGCAUCCAGAGAAACAGUUGAUAUUCACCACCAGACAAAGUCAGACAUAGGUCUAAGAAAAAAUAUGGCAUACAGAACUGGGAAAGAUUUGUUGGGUGUAUCUUUUGAAAAUCAAUAUGUUAAUUUUAAUCCAAGAUGCAAUGCUUGGUCCCAAACAGAGCCCUGUGGAACAGAUGGAAUUAAAAAAUGUGAUGCAGCCAUACAGUGCAACAUAAUGCAGGCUUGUGGCUGUAAAAAUGUGCUGUCCUCUGUCCAUAGUGCUGAAAUUAUCUCUUCUACCAGCAGAGUACAGACCACUGGAGGGCAGAGCAUUCCAGCAGACAGAGCAGCACUUCUGUCUUCAAGUUGCUAAAAUGUCUCUGUUCAGGAAGAGUUUGUCUCCUCAUAGUAAAAGACAUAAAAACCAAGCUUCAGCACCAUAGAUUUUAUCUGCGUAAUGAAUAAAUGGAAAAUGUGACUAGAUAGAAUUCAAGUCAAACCCACGUGUGCUCUUUGGUAGUGCAGCCAAAUUGACCAAUUCCACUGAUUAAUCCCUUCCCUCACAGUCUAUUUAAAUACACUGGACACAAACCAAGACAGAAUUGAACAUCAUCAGCACAAAUCUGUAUUAUGUCUGUCUUAUGUUACAGUAGUUCAUAAUGUCAUGUCAUAUUACGCUGGAGUUCAGUGCAAGUAACCCCCAGCAGCGAGUGUAUUUAUUUUGCUGUCAUUACAUCGUUCAUGAUAAAAUGUUGUCUAGUUGAAAAAGUUAUAGCUGUUGUUCCUCUCUCCUUUUCUUCUUGAUGCCAAUGAUAAACACAUUAUAAUUCAGAUGUACAAAAAUUUUCAUGUCUUGCUCUGCCAUGUCUCUCCUUUCUUCUCUUUACAUGUUCAGCUGCAGAGGAAACUUUUGGCUUGUUAAACUACAGCUGCCUUUUAUAUCAGGGCCAAACAUUCUUGUGGCUAAAGAACAGCUUAUCACCGAGACUGGCUUGAUUCUAUUUGUUGGCAUCACUUAAGCCAAAGUAUGCUGGUUUCCAGGCAGAUACUGAUGUUUAUCAAACCAGGAAGCCUUUACUGCUAGCCCUGCAAGGAGAGGGAGAGAAUGGAAUAGAGAACAUGCACACUUUUUCCUUAUUCAUAUGCCAAUAAAAACAUGGUUUGCCGGAGGAGUCCAUGACAUCUGGGCCAGAUUCAGCAAUUCAAUCCCAUGCCAGUUGUCAACACACAAGAAUCCUCUUUUAAUAUCUAUUUUAAAAAUAUAAUGGGACAAAAAUAAAGCAAGCCUUUUGUACAAUCAGAACUGGCUUCCAGAAAGUGCGUGCCCAUUGUUAUAUUCAAAUACUUCCUUUUUUCUUGCCUAUUUAGUUCACCAGUUGUUGGAGUGUUGCUUGUUUGGAUGGUUAUCUUUACAGAUUGUGAUUUUCUUCAUUUUCUUCAAUAGCCAUGUUAUUUAUAAUCCAUGAAAAUCAGUCUGUGUCCCUUUACUUUUUCUCCUUUGCUAAGACCCCCCAAAUCCUCUAUUGGCCACUGGACCUCUCCUCUCUUCAAUGCUGCCACAUCCAUGCAGGACAGCCUCGAGAGCGGCAGUUGAAAAGAGCUUCCAAUUUUAUCUUAAGCCUUGGCCUCCUGAUUGUCUGCUCUGAUCCCAUUUUGUUUUGGGUCAAAAGAAAUGCGUUAACUGUUGUUUUCAAAGCCACACAAGAAAGGGGUAGAUUAUUGAAGAGGUUAAUAUGUUAUGUCUUCUUCUCCACUGUUGAAAGAUUUGCUGACCCUGCUUCAGCUGGGUCUUUCCGUUAGCAUACGUACAAUUUGACGAUGGAACGGCCUCAGAUGAUUAUUUUUGGAUGAUGUGAUUCUAACACUGAAUGUAACUGUUUUAAAUGCUUUAAUUGUUUAAUAUGUAUUCAUUUUAAAAUUUUAACUGUUUUAAAGUCAUUGUUUGUAUGUUUUCAAGGCAUUUAAUGGUUGCCAUAUGUAAGCUGCCUUGAGUCCCCUUCAGGGUGGACAAAGGCGGAGUUGAAAUAAGGUAAAUAAAUAAAUACAUAUUUCUGA
This is a messenger RNA of Anolis carolinensis (green anole), 3843 nucleotides long. It is a transcript of the gene redic1, whose product is annotated as regulator of DNA class I crossover intermediates 1. The record is from RefSeq and is a predicted model, not a curated record. Bases 347 to 2161 code for a protein of 604 amino acids. Lineage: Eukaryota; Metazoa; Chordata; Lepidosauria; Squamata; Anolidae. The transcript has 12 exons.